Messenger RNA from Mandrillus leucophaeus (drill), 1662 nucleotides. RefSeq names its product ubiquitin specific peptidase 12 (gene USP12). Gene Ontology annotation, cellular component: cytosol; nucleus. The record is from RefSeq and is a predicted model, not a curated record. Lineage: Eukaryota; Metazoa; Chordata; Mammalia; Primates; Cercopithecidae. The coding region runs from base 308 to 1060 and encodes 250 amino acids. Gene Ontology annotation, biological process: protein deubiquitination. Gene Ontology annotation, molecular function: cysteine-type deubiquitinase activity; cysteine-type endopeptidase activity. The transcript has 8 exons.
CAAUGCUUCGGCAUUAGAGAAAGAGAUUGGUCCAGAACAGUUUCCAGUCAAUGAGCACUAUUUUGGAUUAGUCAAUUUUGGGAAUACCUGCUACUGCAAUUCAGUUCUUCAAGCACUUUAUUUUUGUCGUCCAUUUCGGGAAAAAGUUCUUGCAUAUAAGAGUCAACCUAGGAAAAAGGAGAGCCUUCUUACAUGCUUAGCAGAUCUCUUCCAUAGCAUAGCCACUCAGAAGAAAAAGGUUGGAGUAAUACCCCCUAAGAAGUUCAUCACAAGAUUACGCAAAGAAAAUGAGCUUUUUGACAACUACAUGCAACAAGAUGCCCAUGAAUUCUUAAAUUACCUGCUAAAUACAAUUGCUGAUAUUUUACAAGAAGAGAGAAAGCAGGAAAAACAAAAUGGUCGCUUACCUAAUGGUAAUAUUGAUAAUGAAAAUAAUAACAGCACACCAGACCCAACGUGGGUUCAUGAGAUUUUUCAGGGAACAUUAACUAAUGAAACCAGAUGUCUUACUUGUGAAACUAUAAGCAGCAAAGAUGAAGAUUUUUUAGACCUUUCUGUUGACGUGGAACAAAAUACAUCAAUUACUCACUGCUUAAGGGGUUUCAGCAACACAGAAACUCUAUGCAGUGAAUACAAGUAUUACUGUGAAGAGUGUCGCAGCAAACAGGAAGCACACAAACGGAUGAAAGUUAAAAAACUGCCCAUGAUUCUAGCUCUACACCUGAAGAGAUUUAAAUAUAUGGAUCAACUUCAUCGAUAUACAAAACUCUCUUACCGGGUAGUUUUCCCUUUAGAACUUCGUCUAUUUAACACUUCAGGUGAUGCCACCAAUCCAGACAGAAUGUACGACCUGGUUGCUGUUGUGGUUCACUGUGGAAGUGGUCCCAAUCGAGGCCAUUAUAUUGCAAUAGUUAAGAGUCAUGAUUUUUGGUUGUUGUUUGAUGACGACAUUGUAGAAAAAAUAGAUGCACAGGCUAUUGAAGAAUUCUACGGGUUGACAUCAGAUAUCUCAAAGAACUCUGAGUCUGGUUACAUCCUUUUCUAUCAGUCUCGGGACUGAGGGGGAACCGUGAUGAAGAGAUACUUUCUGCCUCAUUUCUUCUCUGGUUAUUUUGGAAAGGAUCAAGCACUGAUUUUUCAAGAAAAGAGAAAUGCAGGAAGCUCAGGGGGCAGUAGCACACUUUGCACACGAUAAAGCAAAGACGAUGGAUUGACAAGCCCUUCCGAUCAUGGUAGUUGGUUUAUUUGCUCAGGUAUCAUGCUGUCUGUACAGUUCCAUUCAACAAGGAGGUGAAAUCAGAGAUACCAGCUCCUCUUGUAAAACAGCCUUCCAGUCAUUGACACGCAUUUUCUCUUUAUUAAUUGCACCAAUAAUGCUUUGAAUUCCUUGGGAGUGCAGUAGAAAGAAUCGGGAUCUGUGCUGUAUUGAUAAGGAGGUGAUGUCGAACACACUGCAUAAAUUUGCCUGGUUCAAUGUGUAUAGAAGCAUAUUCGGUGUCUUUUCAAGAGUCAACCAGAAAUACUUUUGGGCCCAACACUUGCAGUUGCCUUCCUGAUGUAAAACCUAACAUGCUAGAUAAUCCAGUGUCGGGAAGACAAAGAUGUUUUGCUUCUCUGAAGAAGCUUAUAAUAAUAUACAGUGUAUGUAUAUGUAGGGAGCAA